AUGUCAACGCACGAAGAGCCUUCAAUGAAAGAGCCUGAGACCGAUGGUGUUAUAGGCAGUCCCCGCACAGCAAAAAGCCGUGUACUAGAAACCGGAGCUGCCAUUGUCCAAGACUUCACACCGAUCAAGCAAAUAUGUGCACACUUGAACGCAUUCCACGUAUACGCCAGUGAUCCAACCCGCUGCGUUGAAGCGAACCAUUAUUGCACGCAUCUAACAGAAGAUGUACGACAAUGUCUCGUCUAUGACUCGCCAGCCGCCAAUGCCCGCUUGAUCGGGGUAGAGUAUCUUAUCUCUCCGCGUGUAUAUGAGACGCUCCCAUCCGAAGAACGCAAGCUAUGGCAUACACACGAAUUCGAAGUGAAGAGCGGCAUGCUCAUCAUGCCUGCGCCAGCUGGUGUGCCUACUUCAGUUUGGGAGGCAGCAGAAACAGCCGAGAUGAACGACAUUGUGCCGUGUUAUGGAAAGACGUAUCAUUUUUGGCAGAUUGAUCGGGGCGACGUGGUGCCACUGGGAGCACCACAGUUGAUGGGGAGUUUCACGACACAUGAUAAUGUGAAGGUUGCCUGUCCAGGUGGCCUGGACGAGUUGCUUCGAGAGCGAGAUGAGAGAUUCAAGGUUGAUUAUCGGCACAAGGCGAAGGAAAGAGAGGGAAUUCCGGACACCGAGAAGCAUUCAGGUAUGUCUCGUAUGCGGGCGUUGAUACUUUGGACUGGGCUGAUUGAUUGCCUUCUUAGAUGCUGA
Messenger RNA from Penicillium angulare, 744 nucleotides. RefSeq names its product OBAP family protein. The transcript is spliced from 2 exons. The record is from RefSeq and is a predicted model, not a curated record. The coding region runs from base 1 to 744 and encodes 247 amino acids. Lineage: Eukaryota; Fungi; Ascomycota; Eurotiomycetes; Eurotiales; Aspergillaceae.